GUGUCAUUAUAUACGUUGCAUUCAUCUUUCAAAAUGAUCAUUUAUCGUGACAUUAUUUCUGGCGACGAAUUUGGUUCUGAUGCAUAUCCUGUUAAAGUCGUUGAUGAUGUAGCUUUCGAAAUCGACUGUCAGAUGAUUACGGUUAAAGAAGGUGUUGAUGUUGAUAUCGGCGCGAAUCCCUCGGAGGAAGAAACCGAAGAAACUCUCGAAGAGGGAACUAUCCAAGUUAAUAAUGUAGUUCAUGCAUUUCGUCUUCAAGAAACCUCUUUUGAUAAGCGUGCCUACCAAACCUAUCUCAAGAGUUAUAUGAAGAAACUUGCAGAACAAGUCCAGUGCAAACCUGACGUUGAUAUGAAUGAGUGGAAAAAAAAGAUCAAUGCUUUUUCAAAAAAGAUUUUAGAUAACUUUUCUGAUUACCAAUUUUAUAUCGGUGAGAGUUUUAAUCAAGACGGCAUGGUUGCCCUAUUGAACUACCGUGAAGAUCAAAUUACUCCUUAUCUCACGAUGUUUAAGGACGGAUUGAAGGAAGAAAAAGUG
Molecule: messenger RNA, 537 nt
Organism: Acaulospora morrowiae
Lineage: Eukaryota; Fungi; Glomeromycota; Glomeromycetes; Diversisporales; Acaulosporaceae
Source: the annotation of a GenBank genome assembly